Molecule: messenger RNA, 3360 nt
Organism: Spirometra erinaceieuropaei
Lineage: Eukaryota; Metazoa; Platyhelminthes; Cestoda; Diphyllobothriidea; Diphyllobothriidae
Source: the annotation of a GenBank genome assembly
AUGGUACCGUCGGACACAUCGUCUGACAGCUCGGCGACAUCUACGGAGUCGUCUACCUUCUCCGAAGACUCGGAGUUUGACAUUGAUAACGAAUCCACGAACGAACCAGGCUGUUCGAGUGGGUUGCCGGAGCAGGUAGGGAAAGGAAAGCGAACGCUGCUUGAGCCAUUGAGUAGGUGGGCUGCUAAGUCAAAAACGGCUCAUGUCCAUGUGAAUACUCUGCUGAAGAUUCUCAAGCCCUUGCAUCCCGAGCUCCCGUUGGACGUACGCACACUGCUUGGUUGCCUGGCCAAACCAGAGCUCGAAACGAGCCCCGUAAGGCUGAUGUGUGCAAUGAGCUCGCUUUGCUAUAAGGGUAACAGGACUAAGAUAUAUCUAAGUCCGCUUCAAGUAUACUUCAAAAGGUACCACGUAUAGGUAGUUUUAACAGCACACUGGGAUGGUUUUCCAGAUGACCAUUAGUAGUGCGGGCGCAUUUUGGCCAAAGCGAUAGCUAGCGAAACUUCAACCGAGUAGUUUCCGAAAAAAAACAAGUUCCGACGGGCGAUACGUUACGUAUGAAGGCUGCACCAGUUACGUCCGGAGGAUUUGCACUUCGAUUCAAAAAAUCGUCUCUAUACGAAGGUUUGGUAGAACAGAGGAAGCCAUUUGACAACAAAUUUUCAUACGGACAAUGUAGUAGAGAUCCAUAAAAACAUUGGGAGAAUGCAGAAUAGAUAGGAUAAGUCCGCCACGGUAAUAUGUCAAAUCCCUCCAAAAGCCGUCGCGAGCAGGAUUUGAACCUGCGCGGGAAAUUCCCAAUGGAUUUCUAGUCCAUCGCCUUAACCACUCGGCCAUCGCGACACGCGCCGCUGCUCACAAAGUGCACAUGACAGCUAAAUUACAGAGUUUGAUGUGGCAAGUCCUGUUUACAUGUGUCAGACGGCUGCCACAGCAUAUUUAGGUGAAUUUGGGUAAAAUCGCCGCAAUAAGAAGUACCGAAACAAAGACUGAAGUCCGUAAGAGUAGGAGCCAAAAGUUUAUUUCAGUCUCUUCCCCGGUAUUUCUUAUCGUGGUGUUCCUACCUAAAUACACCUAUAGUCACUGACUGACCUCAUGAAACGUUGGCCGAAAUUCUGAAAUGUCAUUGCGAUUAGGAAGGACUAAUUGAGUGGAGUUGUAUUAUUCAUGAUCUUACGGCAUAAUGCCGCGAUGCCCCAGGCACGCCAAGAUGUUGGCUUUUGAAUGCACUUCUUUUCGACAGUCCACAAAAACAGUACUCAGUAAGAAAUGACUACUUCAGGAGCACGCAUUUUCUGUAUUGAUUUUUGAUGCUCAUAUAGAUUCAAGUAUAUGUUAUGGAAGACAUGCAUGAAAAUAUUCUUUCUUGUACUUGUUUGAUAGUAAAGUACGUCUUCAUACUUUAUACCCGACAAUGGGAUAUUCUAUAGGUUGAAAUGUUAUUCCCCCUAAAUAAUUUUGUUCUCGAGUUCCCAACGCAUUUGUGUUCAAGUUUUUCAGUCUACCAGCUGCAUACUUUCCAUGCAAGGACAAAGAUUCAUUCCUCUAUUCCUCUACUGGUAGGUAUUUCAUCGGUGCAAGUCAGUAGUGGGUGUAGAAUCUGCUGAAGUAAUUGGACAAAUGGCAGAAGUAUGGAGCAAAUGCCUUCUGACGGAUUUGCAAGACGUCUGCCUUAAGACGCGAAUGUCGCUAUCGAAGGUGAAAGUAGUGCUUGAUUUGCUCCGUCCCCACCACCCAGAAGUACCCAAGGACCCAAGAGCGCUAUUGAGAACUACGCGAACUUGUAGUAGGGAGCUCCUGAAAAGCAGGAACUGUGUAAACUUGGGCCUUGGACGUGCUUUGCUGCACCGCCGGCAACCCUGCCAGCACAUGGCCCCUUCAUAGGCGGGGCUGGAAGGGGCUGGGUGGGGCCGGAGCCCCCUCUGCAUUGAAGCAUUUUUAAGCGUAUUUGCAUCGAAAGAUAUGUUUCAAAAGCACCACUUAUUGUACCUUCUUUGGAAUUAAAAGGAGCUAAUUUAUCAAAAUUGGCUUAUAAAUCAUGGAGAAAGCAUCCGUUUACGCCCACUGAAUGUAGCUGCGAAUGAGCACAAUAUACUGAGGAUUUGUUUAAGUCCCUCAUUGCGUAAACUCUUAUUUGUCCACCGGUUUACAAUCUGUGUGUGUUAUUAAUUCGUAUAUUUGACAAUCGGGACGAUAUUUUAAAGUGGUGCCAAAAGUGGGCGGGGAUGUGGCCUCCCCUGCGUAUUUUUUUUCGCUGGCGGGGCCAGGCGGGGCUAUCGCGUUGCAUGCCCCGCCACAGCCCCCUCCACAGGCCCGCCUAGCCCCCUCAUGGCCCCCUCUAGCCCCGCCAUUAUUGAGGGGGCCAGGCGGGGCUAGGCGGGGCUGGUGCUGGUAGGGAAGCAAUCGGAAUUCCUGAAAUGCGCAUGCAGUUGCACAUUGAUAAGAUGAAGUUAUUUAAAGCCUCUGGCCAAUGCCUCUGAUAUGUCUAUUAAUGUUUCUCAUAAAGUAUACAACAUUGUCAACAUCCGUUGCAAGAUUUUAUGAGUCCAACGUGGUAUUUAUUUAGCGGCAUAGAGGAAUGGAUGUUUUUCCUUACAUGGAAAGUAUACAACUGGUAGACUGAAAACCUUAAACACAAAUGCAAUGGAAACUCGAGCUUAAGAAGGUUCCACACAGGAGGUCACAUAAGUGACCAUGACUUCGAACACCUCCGGCCAGUCGGCCCACAUCCCUCGAUUAUAUGUUUUACCUAAGAUUCAAAAGGAAGGCCCACCGGUUCGUCCGAUUUUAGAUAUGCGGAACUCUCCGUAUCAUGUGAUAGCUAAAAGGUUGGCAGAGAAACUCGAGCCCAUACAACAUCAGCUGGCACCACGCAGCUAUCGAGAUUCCUUUCAAUUCAUUGACGACAUUAAAGACCUCAAACUUAACGGCAUGAUGAUGUUCUCAAUGGACGUUGCAUCACUUUUUACAAACGUCCCAGUUACCGAGACAGUUGGUUGCAUCUGAGAGUUUCUAUCUGCCAGUCAUCAAGAAAUAGGAAUACCGACGAACGCACUCAAGGAACUAUUACUAAGAUGCACAUUAAAUGCACAGUUCCUUUUUGACAACCAACUCUAUAGACAAAUAGACGGCGUUGCCAUGGGCUCGCCUCUUGGACCUCUCUUAGCCGGCGUCUUCAUGGGCAAGCUGGAGAGAUUUCAACUAAACAAUCAGAUCAAAAAGCUUAAACGUUAUGGUCGCUACGUUGAUGACAUCUUUGCGAUUGCAACCACAGAAACCGACGUUGCUGCCAUCCUAAAUGUUACAAAUCAGGCACAUCCAUCGAUCAAAUUCACGUUGGAGAUGGAAUCGGCCGGUUAG